Molecule: messenger RNA, 2289 nt
Organism: Aspergillus campestris IBT 28561
Lineage: Eukaryota; Fungi; Ascomycota; Eurotiomycetes; Eurotiales; Aspergillaceae
Product: neutral/alkaline ceramidase
Exons: 2
Coding region: 1-2289 (762 amino acids)
Biological process (GO): long-chain fatty acid biosynthetic process; ceramide catabolic process; sphingosine biosynthetic process
Cellular component (GO): extracellular region
Molecular function (GO): N-acylsphingosine amidohydrolase activity
Source: RefSeq, a predicted model, not a curated record
AUGGCUACUAGCGUCCGGUAUAAUGUGGCGUUUGCGGGGACCUUCAUAGUCGCCGUGCUGCUACUCCUCAUCUCUUUUGUCCCGUCCCACAACGAGCCAGUCCGCGUUGAAGGAGGGGCUCGCUACAGAUGGGCAGACAGGUCCUAUUCCACUUCGGACGAUAGCCUGUUCUUACUGGGAGCUGGAAAGGCGGAUGUCACGGGACCGGUUGUUGAGUUGGCCUUCGGCGGCUAUGCCAGCCUCGAUCAGGUCGGAACGGGCCUUCGUCAACGACUUUACUCUCGCUCGUUCAUCGUCGCCAACCCCAAUAACCCGGACGAUACCUUUAUCUACGUGGUCUUGGAUGUAUUGACCGGCGACACGGCAGUGCGACGUGGGGUCCUCGAGGGCCUCGCUGCCUUGGGCAGCGAAUACGCCCAGUAUGGCGAACGCAAUCUCGCCCUCACUGGCACGCACUCCCACUCGGGCCCGGGCGGGUGGAUGAACUACUUCCUCCCUCAGAUCCCCAACAAAGGAUUCAAUAAGCAGAGUUAUCAAGCGAUUGUGGACGGCGCCAUCCUGUCCAUCAAGCGUGCCCAUGAGAGUCGAGCCCCGGGUCGUCUGUCCUUUGGAUCCAUCGACGUUAAAAACGCGAAUGUCAACCGGAGCCCUUACUCCUACGAUCAAAAUCCAGAGGAAGAGAAAGCGCGGUACUCAGACAAUGUGGACAAGGCGAUGACCCUGCUGAGGUUCGACCGGGAGUCCGACAACAAGACCAGUGCCAUUCUCACCUUUUUCCCCGUGCACGGUACCUCGAUGUACAACAACAACACGCUGGUGACGGGCGACAACAAGGGAGUCGCUGCCUAUCUCUUCGAGCGAAGUGUCCAGCAGGACCCCAAGUUUACCGACGACUUCGUUGCCGGAUUCUCGCAGUCCAACGUGGGUGAUACGUCUCCGAACGUCCUGGGCGCGUACUGCGAGGACGGGUCUGGGGAAAAGUGUCGGUAUUCGGACAGCACCUGUGGUGGAAAGACCGGAAAAUGCCGCGCGCGCGGCCCCUUCUUCCGCGAGCAAGACAAUGGCGCCAAGAGUUGCUUCGAGAUUGGGCGACUCCAGUAUGAAGCCGCCAAGACCCUCAAUGACCAGAUCACGUCCAAGCCCGUUCAGAUUUUGAAGAACUCCGAGGUCCGAGCCUUCCAUGUGUACCGGGAUAUGUCUCAGUACGAGUUCAUUUCGCCUUUCAAUGGAAGCAUGCUGAAGACUUGUUCGGCCGCCAUGGGGUAUCCGUUUGCGGGCGGCACGACUGAUGGGCCGGGCAUGUUUGACUUUACGCAGAAUGGCACUGGGCCCGCCACCAAGAACCCCCUGUGGGAGGUGGCUCGUAAGCUCAUCCACGCCCCUUCAAAAGAGCAGGAAGAGUGUCAAUACCCCAAAAAGGUUCUCUUUGACGUGGGUUCCCUCACCCAACCCUAUGCCUGGGAUCCGAAUGUCGUGGACAUUCAGCUCCUGCGGGUGGGCCAGCUGUUCAUCAUCGUUUCGACCAGCGAGGUAACCACCAUGUCUGGACGGCGCUGGAAGGAGGCCAUUGCCAAGUCAGCUAAGGAGGAUCUUUCCAUUGAGGACCCUCUCGUGGUUCUGGGAUCCCCGGCCAACAGCUACGCCCAUUACGUGACCACGGAAGAAGAAUACGGAGCCCAGCGCUAUGAAGGUGGCUCCACCCUGUACGGGCCCAGUCAGCUCGCUGGCUAUAUCAACCUCACCCUGACAUACCUGCCUUUGCUGGGCAAAUCUCCGGAUCUGGGCAGUCUCCCGCCGGUGCCCUCUGGCGUUGAACCCCCGGUCAACACCAAUAAGUCACUGAGCUUCGUUCCAGGCGUCGUGUUUGACGCACAUCCCAUUGGAAAAUCAUUCGGUGAGCUCCUCUCGUCGGAGAAAGGCGAGACGUAUGGUCCUGGUGAUAUGGUGAAUGCCACGUUCCAAGGAGCCAACCCGCGGAACAAUCUACGCCAAGAGUCCACCUUUGCAACCGUCGAAAGGAACAACCCAGACUCGGGUAAAUGGGAGGCGGUCCGGACGGAUAACGACUGGAGUCUGAUCUACAACUGGAAGCGGACGAAUGGCGCUCUGGGGUACAGCGAAGUCACUCUCCAAUGGCAGAUCGAGGACGACUAUUACGGCAUUGGAGACCCUAAGCCUCUCCAGGAAGGUACCUAUCGCCUGCACUACUAUGGUGACGCGAAGAGCGUCAAGGGUGAGAUCACGCCUUUCGAGGGGUUCGGUCAUCCUUUCACGAUCUCGACCAAUUAA